Bipolaris sorokiniana ND90Pr is the source of this 1530-nucleotide messenger RNA. RefSeq lists its product as uncharacterized. NCBI's taxonomy places the organism in Eukaryota, Fungi, Ascomycota, Dothideomycetes, Pleosporales, Pleosporaceae. The record is from RefSeq and is a predicted model, not a curated record. Gene Ontology annotation, molecular function: heme binding; oxidoreductase activity, acting on paired donors, with incorporation or reduction of molecular oxygen; iron ion binding. The transcript is spliced from 9 exons. Bases 1 to 1530 code for a protein of 509 amino acids.
AUGAUUGGGCAAGUGGGAUCUCCGAUGGAGAGUCUCUCGAGUUAUCUAUCGGCCGCUGCAAAAGCAUCUUCUCCAGUUGUUCUCAUUAUUCCUUCCCUUAUUUUCGGUUUAUAUAUCUUGGCUACCGGCAUCCAUAAUGUUCAUCUCCACAAACUUGCGUCCUUCCCCGGGCCAUUUUUGGCAAGAUCCAGCUUGCUAUGGCGCAUCUAUCAUUCGCAAACUGGUCGCUAUCAUCUUGCUAUCGAGGAACAGCACCGGAAAUAUGGCCCUGUUGUUCGAGUAUCGCCCAACGAACUGUCUUUUGCGUCCGUUGAGUCAUGGAAAGCUAUCUACGGACACCGCGUUGGCAGUACACCCACUCCCAUCAAGAGCAAGUUCUACGAUAUAUAUGGGGCUGGCUUUAAAUCUUUGUGCAUUGGAAGCGAGCGUGAUCCGCAUGAGCACAGUCGGAUGCGCAAGAUGCUUUCCGCAGCAUUCUCCACAAGGAUUUUGAUGGAGCAAGAGGACAUUAUCACGAAAGGAGUUGACCAAUUCGUUGCUAGACUUGGCACGGACGGAGCGCAGGUGAACGGCCUCAACAUGACCAAGUGGUAUGAAAUGGUGUCUUUUGAUACUUUAGGCGAAAUGGCUUUCGGAGAGUCGUUUCACAGCGUGGAAGCUGGGAAGCCACACAGCUGGUCAGAGAUUAUAGUCAGCCAUCUCUACUUCAUCACCCUGAUUGAUAAUCUUCGCCGUUUGCCAUUCGUCGCGAGACUGGCUAAGUUACUAUUCCCAUCAACAUUGGCCGUGCAAAACCAGAAUUCUCAGUACAGUCGUAGAAAGAUUGAACAGCGCCUAGCGAAAAAGACCAGCCGAAAUGACUUCCUUUCCACUGUCGUCAAAGGGUAUGAGGAAGGGACCGUAGGCAAGGAGGAAAUGACAGCGCACGCCUCCACUUUGACUAUUGCGGGUGCAGAAACUACUGCGACUUUCUUGGCUGCGGCAACAUAUUACUUGCUGCGGAACCCUGCAUGCCUUGCUCAUGUUCAGGAAGAAAUACGGAGCAGGUUUUCAUCUUAUGAUGAGAUUAAUGCUACAGCGGCUAGACAACUCACCUACCUUCAGGCUGUCAUUAGCGAAGGACUCAGAAUGUAUGCACCUGGCAGCCAAGGCUUCCCUAGAGUGUCCACGGGCAUGAACGUAGGAGAUGUAUAUGUACCUGCCGGCGCUGAGGUGUUCACACACGCCUGGACAUUGACCCAUAGCGAGCAGAACUUCACUGAUCCGAACGAGUUCAGACCCGAACGCUGGAUAGAUCCUGAUUCUACCGAUAUAAAAGCAGCUAGUCAGCCUUUCUCUAUGGGAUCAAGAGGCUGCUUAGGUCAGAACUUUGCAUAUAUGGAGAUCAACUUGAUUUUAUCCAAGAUGUUAUGGAGAUAUGAUCUGGACCUCGUAAACAAGAAUUUGGACUGGGAGCGAGAGAGCCGUUUGCAUGUGAUGUGGUGGAAGCCUGCAUUGAUGGUUCGAUUCAAGGAGAGAAGGUCUAACUAA